This is a messenger RNA of Bufo gargarizans (Asiatic toad), 1404 nucleotides long. RefSeq names its product TLC domain-containing protein 4-A-like. Gene Ontology annotation, cellular component: endoplasmic reticulum; membrane. Lineage: Eukaryota; Metazoa; Chordata; Amphibia; Anura; Bufonidae. The coding region runs from base 375 to 1172 and encodes 265 amino acids. The record is from RefSeq and is a predicted model, not a curated record. The transcript is spliced from 7 exons. Gene Ontology annotation, biological process: lipid homeostasis.
GGUGGAUCAGAUAGUAGAUGUUACUAAGUACAGCACGGCCACGUGUACAUGAUCAGUCGGUUAAUGUCGCAGCUGAAGAUCCAUCAAUCACUGUUCUGUUACUUUGACCUCCUGCAUGUGCCUGCUCUGACACCAGCAGCUAUAUACAUUCUGAUAACCUCAAAGAUGUGAAUUGUCAUCCAUUUUAGCCUUUCAAACCUGUGGAGCACCUUCUAGAAUCACUGGCAUUUCUUAGAUGGACCCAGCAACUUCUUACCGGCUCCAGAUAAUUUCCUACCAUAGGACUACACAGAAGAAGUGUUCAAUUUACCUCCACUGACAACUAGAACAAUUCCUUCUUCACUAUGUGCAGAUGACUCCACUAUUCUGUCCUUAUGGUGACUGGAGCAAAGAUGGAGGACAAUGUACUCAUUUGUUACUGUGUAGUUGCUGGUAGUUUCUUGUUUUUCCAGCUUCUCUUUUCAGUCGUCAGUCCUAGAAUCUCACUAAAAGUGUCUAACAUCUACAAAAAGCUCAGCCAUGGAAAGCAAUGUGAAUGGGACUCCAGGAUUGUUUCAACGGUGCACGCACUGAUUGUAGGCUCUUUCUGCCUCUAUAUUUUGGUGUAUGAUGAUGCAGUGAAUGCAGACCCCAUAUGGGGCGACCCAUUUCAGGUGAAAAUGAAUGUUGCCAUCACCUGUGGUUACCUCGUCUAUGACUUGCUGCUUUUUGCCCGUUUCUGGAAGGAAAUGAGAGACCCUUAUAUGGUCUGCCACCAUUUUGCAGUGAUCUACGCGUAUGGAUACGUACUGAAUCGCGGCGUGCUGCCAUAUUUUGCUAAUUUUCGGUUGAUAUCCGAACUGUCAACACCAUUCGUGAAUCAGAGGUGGUUUUUUGAUGCAGUUAACAUACCACGAUCCUCUACACCUGUCUUGCUGAAUGGGUUAGCUAUGGCUGUUGUCUUCUUCAUUGUACGAAUUGCUGUGAUACCAAGCUACUACUCUCAAGUCUUUGCCACAUUUGGCACAGAGGGUUAUAUCCGUCUAGGCAUUGGGCCACAGGUAGCAUGGAUUGUGUCCUGCGUGAUCUUGGACAUCCUCAAUGUGUUCUGGAUGUAUAAAAUUUUAUGUGGAUUUUAUCGGGUUGUAAAAUCCAGACGUGGAGGAAAAGCUACAAGGAACCAUGCUGAUUGAAUCCAUGGGAACUACCAUAUUGUUCGAUCCACAUACGAUGGGGUGGCCACAUCCAAGAAGAAAACUGAUGUAUGGUAGCCACUCACAGUGGACCAUACCAAACGUGGACCAUAACACACGAAGGUGGUUGUUGAUGUAACCUAUUAUUGUCCUUCUAAAAGUCUUAUUAUCAAGAGGAGGAUAUUUUACUUUCUAGUAAAUUUCCUGGAAAAACUAGGACACAUGAGAUCUA